ACUAGAACCGGGGAGGCCACCGAGGCAACCCAAGAUCAUUCGGGAAGCGCGGAUCUUAUAUGCAGGCAGGCUGCGCCACGCGUCGGGAGAACGGACGGAGUAAGAUCUCAGCAACGAAAAGGAUGGAAGGUCUGAAGGAGACACGGGGAACUUUGGAUUGAGGAGAGGAGGGGACGAGGGACGGAAGACCGCCCGAUGAACGACAGUUUUUUUCUUGGAUAUUUUUUGUGUGCUUUUUUUAGGGGGGAUUUUGGAUAAUUUUUGCGGUUGAUCAAAAUGCCAUUUGCCAAAAGGAUUGUAGAACCCCAGUUACUGUGCAGGUUACCUAUUCCAAAUGACGAAGGCUCGCUCAACGUUGAGGAUCUGUGCUCCAUCAAUAAUGUGGUGCUCUCGCGGACCUUGCGGCAGCUCUCCGACCUGGCCAAACACGCCUGCUCCCUAUUCCAGGAGCUGGAGAACGAGAUCAUGUCCACCAACCAGAGGGUCUGGGUUCUGCAGAAUAACAUAGAGAAGAUCCAACACAACGCCAGCGGUCUCGAUCCCAAAAAGGAGCCAGUGCGUAAGUAGCCUAACCACCAUGACUAAAACGGCUCAACUGUACGCUAUGUUAUAUAGUUGCGUUUGCUUCAGCAAUGUGUGGGAUUUGUGUUUAUAUUCCAUUCAUUCCGAGGCAUCGCAGUGCGUUCAAGUCGUAAGGACACACACGCCUCGAUUUCCGCGGCGCCCGAGCCCACACUAGAAUCUCCUUCACAUUGAAAUGUGUCACACGGAUGCAUGCGCACACCUGCAUUGCACUGACCUGGCCCUGAUAUAGUGAAUUUGUUAUAACGAAUCUAAAAUAUGAAUAUACGCUCACACAAACCCAUUAUGUGCUGUUUGGAGUUUCACAUCCGUGCCUAUUUUUCUCUUGACGGUUUAAAAAAAAGUCAUUUGGUUGUAGAAUUUCUGAGCUUCGGAGAAGUCCUGCCACAGAGGGGCGUGUAGUCUGCAUUGGAAUGGGCAGUGGUACCAGUGGCAGUAUCCUUCACAUCAUCAUCAUCAUCAUCUCUUGGUAGUAUCCUAGCCUGCAUCUAAUAUAGCCGUGACUGAAUGCGUAAAACGCAACAUUCUAUAAUGGAAGUUAAGGGAUAAAUCUGUAAUGUUGAAUAUCGUUCUCAGAAUGCAGUGUGAUAUUGUAGACACUUAUCAUCCGCUGCCAGAGAAAACCCGCCCUUGACAGCCUAGCAUUAAUCGUCCUAGCAUUAAUAAUGACUUUAUAUGGAGAUGGACAUUGCAGUCCGAAUAUGAAGUCAUGGAUAGAUAGUAUAUGACUGGUAAUUAUGUCAUUAUAAGAUGAUGAUUAAACACAGACAAUUGUUCAAUGGAUGGAUGCAUUUGGGAAGAAACCCAGUGGCCUCAAUUGGAGGGACUGCAAGCCCAUAGAUAUGAAUAGGCUAGAUGUUGUUUUGGAUGUAUUGAUGUUCUAUGUGUUUGAUGUCUGUUUCACAUCAUAUGGUGCAGUAGAUAGGGAAUGGUAGGU
Molecule: messenger RNA, 1519 nt
Organism: Oncorhynchus gorbuscha (pink salmon)
Lineage: Eukaryota; Metazoa; Chordata; Actinopteri; Salmoniformes; Salmonidae
Product: Nance-Horan syndrome protein-like
Exons: 1
Coding region: 277-567 (96 amino acids)
Source: RefSeq, a predicted model, not a curated record